AACAGGCGCUGGUCUUUCAGACAAGACGCAAUAAGCGUUUGCUUGUCCUUCAUGAAACUGCCAAAAUUCUACAUCGUAGCGUAUACGAUGGGACAACUGUGGUUCCUGAGCACGACAUUGCUGACUGUUGUAGUGGACUACGCGGUUGAUCGGGGCAUACCUAAGUGGGAGGCCGUAUCGCUCGUCACUCUCAUCACAGCUCCCGACCUCGUUGCGAGGUUCACCUCCGGCCUCGCUACAGACAAAGGUGUUAUGCGAAAGAGCACCAUGAUGGCUGUGUGUUGUGUCAGUAGCGCGUGUUCCUACGCCAUAAUACCCAGUUUAGCCUCGUAUCCUGCUCUGGCUGCGCUCAUGGUAGUCGCCGGCUGGUGCAACGGGGCCGCUGUCGCACACAUCUUCGUGCUAGCUGCAGAGCUCGUCGACCCAGAUACAUUUAGCGUGUGUCUCGGCAUCAUGAACUUCAUCGCUGCUUUUGCGCUUCUCGAGAGGCCGAUAAUGAUCGGCUACUGCCGAGACAACCUUGGAAGCUACGACGGUGUGUUUUACCUUAUGACGGCUGUAGCACUUAGCUGCGCAGGCUUAUGGUCAGCAGUGCGGUUUCAAGAACAGUGGAAGAAGAGGCAGCUACCCGAGAGAAUAAAAUAAGU
Molecule: messenger RNA, 647 nt
Organism: Rhipicephalus sanguineus (brown dog tick)
Lineage: Eukaryota; Metazoa; Arthropoda; Arachnida; Ixodida; Ixodidae
Product: monocarboxylate transporter 10-like
Exons: 2
Coding region: 52-645 (197 amino acids)
Biological process (GO): transmembrane transport
Molecular function (GO): transmembrane transporter activity
Source: RefSeq, a predicted model, not a curated record